AUGACAGCUUUUGCACAAGAACUUAAGUUACACAUAAUUUCGAUUGGCUCUGAUGGUGCACAAGUUGAAUUUAAUGCGCAAACCCAAGUUCAACAAAUAUCAACUCCCAGUAGACUUAGAAUAAGUUACGCACCAUACAAUAUUGAUUUUAAUUGUCCAAUUUUUCCAAAUGUCAGACCAGUAAUACGAAUCCAGGAUCCCAAACAUGCAAAGAAAAUGGGACAUAAUGCAGCAAUGUCAGGUGCACGGGUUCUUACACUUAAUCGUUCUACUGUGGGAUUUGGACAUUUUGCGAAAUUGCUCAUUCACUCUGAAAGUCCUAUGUAUAAAAGUGACAUAUAUAAACUUGAUCGACAAGACGAUGGCGCUGCUUAUCAAAUUUUCUGUCCUAAAAAUCUGAUGUGUUGUCUCGAUUCUAAUAAUGAAAUUAAACCUGAAUUUGAAGGAACAUUUAUAUAUUUAUUUAUAAUUGGCGAAUUAGUUGACAGUUAUUUGAAUCGAAAUAUUACCCCUAUUGAACGAAUAAGAAUGUGUGAGCAUUUUUUUGAUGCAGCACGACAGAUUAAUGUUGAUUUUGACUUCACAGAGUUGUUAGAAAUGGUACUGAAAAUAGGUCACUAUACAAAAGCAUUAAACUCAAAGGAAAUAUCUUUUAAUAAAGAUAAAUCUGUGUGUGAAGGGUACCAAUUCGAAUAUAAUCAAAAUUUUAUCGAAAAUGAUCAAAUUAAUCUGUUACGAACCUGGCCAGAUGAUGAUCAAAUUCAUCGUAUAUUUGAUCAAUCACGUCAAAUAGCAUGCAAUAUUGCCGAAUAUUUGGGAAUGUUAACACUUGACAUUGUACCUAUUAAUUCAUUUUGGCCAUAUGUCUUAAUAACUUCUAAUGAUAUGGAAAUUUCUGGUUCAAAUGAUGAAAAUAUGCAGGAUAGUGAGAAUUCGAAUAAAAAUCUAUUAAAUAGUAGCCUUUCUCAAGUAAUUAGUCAUGCUGUUAAAGAAGUGGACCUUUUAAGACAGAGAGAAAAUGAAAGAAAUGAAAUGAAUAUAGAUGAAGAAAAUAGAAACUCAUCUUUAAAUGAAUGUAGAAAACAACUUUCUUUUAUUGAUUUAGAAGAAACAGAAAAUACAAUCAGCACAGAUUUCGAUGAUAUGAUAUUUGUUACUAAAAAUAGAAUUGAUUUUCAAGAAAUGAUUUAUCGACGUGAAAAGCAUAAUGCAUAUACUUCUCGUAAUAUUGAACGGACAAUCAAGACAAAUAAUACAAGAAUAAUCAAUUCAACUUCAAUUAAUCCUAAUCAAGCAAAUCAUAUUGUUUCAUUUUUUACUAAAAAUGAAAAUGCUGAAAUGCGUCAAUCUAUUGCCAAUUUUUACGAAAAAGAACAAUCAAAUAAACGGCAAAAAAUUUUAUCUAGUAAUCGAAAUUUAAUUAAAAAUAUAGAAUUUGCAAAUAUUAAUCAGGACAAUCCUCUUAAUGAACAAGAUUAUGUUAUAGCUUAUUAUGGAAUACAACUUUGUAUUGGACAAGUAAUUUCUAGUUUUUACGAAGCAUAUAGAUAUCAUUUUUAUAAUCAGGAACCAAUUACAGAUAUUGAAAAUAUAUCAUAUUUAACUCUAAAAGUUUUUACUCCUAUUCGCAAUAUUUUUUCAGCUGAGAUUGAAGGAGGUCAUAUUUUAAUUACACAUCAGUGUCCAAAAAAUGUUCUUUAUCAUUUAGAUAUGCAGGAUAUACAGAUAUUUGACAAUACUCUUCAAUUAUUAGAUAAAGCAAAAGCUUGCUACAAUUUUUUUAAAAAAGAAGAAAUAAUUUGUAUAAUUACACAAAACUGA
Molecule: messenger RNA, 1821 nt
Organism: Rhizophagus irregularis DAOM 181602=DAOM 197198
Lineage: Eukaryota; Fungi; Glomeromycota; Glomeromycetes; Glomerales; Glomeraceae
Source: RefSeq, a predicted model, not a curated record